CAUCUACUGUUUCUGGAACAUGGCCGGUCAAAUUAAGGACAAGGAUGCUUUUCAGCGGCUUAACUUUCUUUACCAGGCUGCACAUUGUGUUUUGGCCCAAAACCCUGAGAAUGUAGAGCUUGCCCGGUUUUAUUGCCAUACAGAACGAACGAUUAGCAAACGAUUAGUCCUGAGACAGGACCCAUCUGUCAAAAGAACAAUUUGCAAGAGAUGCAACUCCCUCCUUCUUUCGGGAAUCACAUGUACUGUGCGUCAGAGAAAACGCAGAGGACAGCGGCAAACAGUCGUUAGAUGUCUGAGUUGUGGUCUCACCAAACGUUUCCUCAACAACCCAAACUACAGACUGUGGUGUGAGCAGCCAGAGGCACAGUUAGAGAAUCAGCCAAAGCCAGAGACAAAUCCUGGUUGUCAGAAAGACCCAACCAAAGAAAGACCACCUACCCAACCAGAGAGUGAAAAGAGUAAUACUACAUAA
Messenger RNA from Nanorana parkeri, 475 nucleotides. RefSeq names its product ribonuclease P protein subunit p21-like. NCBI's taxonomy places the organism in Eukaryota, Metazoa, Chordata, Amphibia, Anura, Dicroglossidae. The record is from RefSeq and is a predicted model, not a curated record. Gene Ontology annotation, biological process: tRNA processing. The coding region runs from base 20 to 475 and encodes 151 amino acids. Gene Ontology annotation, cellular component: nucleolar ribonuclease P complex. The transcript has 5 exons.